AUGUCGUUACAGAUGAAUCUUAUUUUCGGGCUGUUGGUGUUUGAAAUGGCACUGAUGGCCGUCCUGGUCAGCCCGCUGCCCCACAAGGUCCAGGACGCUGCGGUGAACGCAGCAUACCGGCUGCUGCAGAACCAGCAGGUGCGGGUGGGGCUCGUUUUCGGGGCCAGCGUUCUGGCAAUGAUGUUCAUUGACGCCUCGCGGACCGCAAUGCCAUACAUCCCCAAGGAGUUCUACACAGGGGGUGCUGGAUCGGGGGCCAAUUUGCCUCCUGUUCCGCCAAUGUUUGCCGGGGCCAGCUGGAGUGAGGUGCGUGUGCGCAAGUUCUACGCGCAGCGCAACAUGUACUUGACCGGGGCCACGCUGUUUCUGGGGCUGGCUGUGUGUUUCAACAUCCGGUUGCUCAAGAGCCUGGUGAAGAACAAGAUGCUGCUUAUUGACGCGGGCAAGGCUUCGGACGAGAAGACGGGCACUACUACGGUCGAGUUUGAGGAGCUGAAGCAGGAGCUCAAGAAGAAGGAGCUGGACGUGGAGAACCUCAAAAAGCAGAUCAAGGGCCUGCACACGGCGUACCAGCAAAAGGCGGACCAGCAAAGCGGUUCCGGGUCGCCAGUGUCGGGCAAAAAAGACGAUUAG
Molecule: messenger RNA, 633 nt
Organism: Ogataea philodendri
Lineage: Eukaryota; Fungi; Ascomycota; Pichiomycetes; Pichiales; Pichiaceae
Exons: 1
Coding region: 1-633 (210 amino acids)
Biological process (GO): intracellular protein transport; endoplasmic reticulum to Golgi vesicle-mediated transport
Cellular component (GO): endoplasmic reticulum; endoplasmic reticulum membrane
Source: RefSeq, a predicted model, not a curated record